Messenger RNA from Acaulospora morrowiae, 1119 nucleotides. Lineage: Eukaryota; Fungi; Glomeromycota; Glomeromycetes; Diversisporales; Acaulosporaceae. The record is from the annotation of a GenBank genome assembly.
ACAACGAAACAACUAGUUUUCACAAACAUCCAAGCAUCCAAAGCCGACUUCAUAACGAAACCUCCUGGUUCAGUGUCACCGUGCCCGAAACCUUACCCUCGCUUUAAAAAUGAGAACAAAGGGGACCAUCGUCAGUCCAAAAGAUCGAAAUCAAUCAGACCAACACUAUCUAACCCACCAACUCGAACAUCACCAUCCCCACUGUGUCAAGUUCCGCCAGAAAUCUUCCUUCAGAUCUGCAAGAACCUUUCUCCAGCCGACUUACUCUCCCUCACCAAAGUUUGCAAAAUGUUUUACAAUGACCUUUGUCGUGGUGACUCUCGAACGAUUCAACAAAUCUGGCGUGAAUCAAGGUUGACCUUUAUGCCAUAUCGUAAAUUACCUCCGCCUGACGGAAUGAACGAGAGACAAUACAUGGUUUUCUUGUUGGACAAGAUUUGUCAAUUUUGCGGAGAGAGAAAAAACUCAAAGAUCUUAUGGGAUUCUCAGGUCAGAGCAUGCAAGGAUUGCUUCUCGUCGCAGUAUAAAAAUUGUAACUAUAUGGCUGUAAACGGUGAGGUCCCUUGGAUAAUUCUCGAUUGUGUCCCAUCCGAAAGUUGGAAAACUUGGGACACCAUCGUUGAUGCGGCUGGACCGUUUCGUUGGGUCGAACAAGUCCUCAGAAAACAUGAUGAAUACAAAAAGGUACCUGAGGAAGAUCGUGAGUCUUGGGUUGAAGAGCAAAGGAAACGCGUUCGAAAAAUUAGCAAUGAAUAUAUCAAGCGAAUAGGUGAAGAUGUGGAUUCACGACAGCAUACUAAAAGCGUAAGGGCGAAAGAUAUCAAUGAAAAGAUUUCACUAAUGCUGAAUGAACGAGAUGAUGAAGGAAAUCUGAUGUACGAGAGGGAAAUACUUGAAGGCUGCGUAUCACUCAAAAAGGCUUAUCGAUGGACAACCACUUUCACCGAAAGGGCAUGGAAAAUCCUGAGGACAAAGUUGAUCAAAGAAUAUCAUGAUGGAUUGGAGAGAAGAGAGGAGAUCAAGGAAAUAUUUAAGUCAAUGGUUUCGAGUGUGGUAGAAACCGAGAAUUCUAAGACGAAGGAGGCUUUUGAAUCAGAGGCAGAGGACACGGAUUCUUGA